CGCCGCGCGUCGCGCGCCGACGCCGAAUCGCGCCGACGUAGCACAUCGCCGUCAUCGCCUCCGCGUCGAUCGCGCGUCGGCUUUCGCGCAGGAGCUCGAACGCGCGCGUCGCGCGCGGCGUCGCGCGCGCGAACGCGUCGAGCGCGUCGCGGUCGUCGGCGCUCGAGCGCGUCGCGGUCGCGUCGGCGCGCGCGGCGCGGCGGCGGCGAAUCGGCGCCGCUCGCGGCGGUGCGAGAGGCGAUGGCGAAGCGAGGGGUGCGAGCGGUCGUCGUGCCGUCGCAGGAUCCGCACUUUAGGCGCUACGUGGCGGCGUGCUUCGAGCGACGACGAUGGUUGAGCGAUUUUACGGGGUCGGCGGGGACGGUGGUGGUGACGGACGCGGCGGCGUUGUUGUGGACGGAUGGACGGUAUUUCGUGCAGGCUGAAGACGAGCUGAGCGAGGACUGGACUCUGAUGCGAAGUGGGGUGAAGGAUGUGCCGGACGUGAAGAAGUGGUUGUGCGCGGAGGAGGCGGGACUGGCGUUUACCGGAGCCAAGGUGGGCAUCGAUCCAAACGUGCACUCGGUGAGCGAGGCGCGAGGUUUGAGAGAAGCGUUGAGCGCGUGCGGGAUCGAGUUGAUGAGCGUCGAAGAGAACUUGGUAGAUUUGGUUUGGAGCGAUCGUCCACCGUUCCCGAAGACGCCGCUCAGAGUGCACCCGAUGGAGUACGCGGGGAAGAGCGUGGCGGAAAAAUUGGAAAACCUUCGAGAAAAAAUGAAGGAAAACGACGCGCAGAAGCUCGUCGUGAGCUCGUUGGAUGACGUCAUGUGGCUAUGCAAUGUUCGAGGCGGUGAUGCACCGUGUAAUCCGGUGACGUUGUCUUACGUCUUGGUGGGUGAAAACGACGCUUCGUUUUACGUCGACACGGACAAGGCGACGCCUGAAGUCGUGGCGCAUCUCGCCGAGGCAAACGUGACGAUCAAGCCGUACGAAGACAUGGCCAAAGACGUGUAUGCCGCGGCACAGCGCGGUGAGCGACUCUGGAUGGACGUCGAUAAGGUCUCCAUCGCCAUGCUCGAACAGGCUGAAGCCGGAGCCGCCGAAGCGCCCAAGGAUGCGAAAAAGGUGAAGACGGAGAGCGCGCCGUCCGCCAUCAAGGAGGGCACGUGUCCGGUCCCGAUCGCAAAGGCGGUGAAGAAUGAGGCCGAGAUGGCCGGUAUGGUCGAAGCCCACCUCAUGGAUGGCGCUGCGAUGGCUGAAUUCUGGUGCGCGAUCGAGCGAGACGUCGCCGAGGGGCGCGCCAUUGACGAGUACGAAGCUGGCGAGAGGGUCUUGGCGUGCCGAGCCAAGCAAAACGGUUUCUUCGAAGAAUCGUUCCCGACGAUCGCGGGUGAAGGUCCUCAUGGCGCCGUGGUGCACUACCGUGCUUCGAAAAAGAGCGCGAGGGCUAUCGGUAAGGACAGCUUAUUACUCUGCGACAGCGGCGGCCAGUACGCGUGUGGCACGACGGAUGUCACUCGAACGGUGCACUUCGGAACGCCCACCGCUCAUCAAAAGGAGUGCUACACGCGCGUGCUCCAAGGUCACAUCGCACUCGACCAAAUGGUUUUCCCUGUCGGCACGAAAGGUUUCGUUCUCGACGCCUUUGCGCGAUCGCACCUGUGGGCCAACGGCUUGGAUUACCGUCACGGCACCGGCCACGGCGUCGGCGCGGCGCUCAACGUGCACGAAGGUCCGCAAGGAAUCUCUCCGCGUUUUGGAAACAUGACGCCCCUUAUGCCAGGAAUGAUCUUGAGCAACGAGCCGGGGUAUUACGAAGACGGUGCGUUCGGUAUCCGCAUCGAGACGCUUCUGCAAGUGAAGGAGGCGAAGACUGCGCACAACUUCGGAGACACUGGAUUUUUAUGCUUUGACGUCUUGACGUUGAUCCCGAUUCAAACGAAACUCAUGGACUUGAGCAUUAUGAGUGAAAAAGAAAUCGCGUGGGUGAACGCGUAUCACGAAAAAGUUUGGCAACAAAUUUCCCCGCGAGUGUCGGGGGAGACUAAAACGUGGCUCGAACGCGCGUGUGCAAAGAUUUCCAAGUAG
Molecule: messenger RNA, 2067 nt
Organism: Ostreococcus lucimarinus CCE9901
Lineage: Eukaryota; Viridiplantae; Chlorophyta; Mamiellophyceae; Mamiellales; Bathycoccaceae
Exons: 3
Coding region: 241-2067 (608 amino acids)
Molecular function (GO): metalloaminopeptidase activity
Source: RefSeq, a predicted model, not a curated record